UAAUUAUUAUAAAUUUUACUUGAUAAUUUUUUAGUCAUGAGAGAAUAAAAAUAAUAAUCAGAUAAUGUUGUGAUGAUUGAGGCAAUAUUAACUGAUGAUAUUUUGUUGACAUUUGGAUAUGAAUUGCAAUGGAAAAACUGGAUACGGUAAUGACCGUAAAUUAGAACCACAAAUGGAUAAUAAAUCAAUAAUAACUUAUGCUGGUGAUGAAGCUUUAUUUUUAACAAUUAAAAAUAAUAUUUGUCAAGGAAUACCACUUGGUAGUGCUGAAUGGCGAAGAUCAUUUGGACGUCCAAUUAAAUUAGUUAAAUUAAAUCCAACAUUUGUGCCAUUUUCACAAAAUCAAUUACCAACAGAUAAAGAUUGGAAUUUAAUAAAACAACCAAUAUUUCAUAUUUAUUUUAGUGAAUGCUCAGAUUUAGAUGUUUACAAGUUGUCAUUAAAAGAUGACAUUGACAGUUGGUUAAAAACACUUGGACAAUAUAAUAUAAAUGAUUGGAUGAUUGUCAUUGUUGAAACAUUUGAUAUUAAAAAAACAAAUAAAUUAAUACCAAGAACAACAGUUAUUGAUAAAAUACGAAGUGAUUUUUCAUCAAAACAAAAUGAUCGUUGUUUGUCAGUUAUAAAUCCAAUAAAAUCAGAAUCAAAAUCAGCUGAAUCAUGGCGUAUACUAAUAAAUCGUAUUAGAUCAUUAAUAUUAUUAUCAUAUGAUAAAACAUUAUCGAAAUUUGAAGAAAUAAUAAGAGAACAACGUGAACGUCGUAAUCAAAAAAAUUGGAAUUUUUGUAAUUAUUUUAUAUUACAAGAAGAACUUGCAUUUGUACUUGAAAUGUUAGGUGUAUAUGAUGAAGCAUUAGUACAAUAUGAUGAACUUGAUGCAUUAUUUACACAAUUUAUAUUAAAUUCAGAUGUUGGUGAUUGUCCAGAAUGGUUAAAUACAUUUAAAAAACAAUUAAAUAAUUGGACUGGUGUUAAAUUAAAUAAUGGUGAUAAUAAAAAAAAUAAUUUACGUAAAUUAAUACCAGAAUAUAAAGCAUCAUUAUUAGAUUUUCGUAGUUAUUUAUUUAGUAGACAAUGUUUAAUGUUAUUAUUAUUAAAUAAACCAUGGGAAGUUGCAAAACGUUGUUUAUCAUUUGUAUAUAAUACAUUUAGUGAAUUACGUAUAUUAGAUAUUAAAAAACCACCAGGUUCAAUUGAAUGUUGGUCAUUUAUAUGUGCACUUGAAGUAUUACAAGUAUGUCAAUCAAGAUUAUCAAAUAAUGAUAAUGGACAACAAGUUGAUUUAUGUUCACAGCAUACUGCUGGUUUAUGGGCACUUGCUAGUGAUAAACUUGGACAACUUGGUAAAUUAUGUGGUUUAAUGCCUGGUAUGGAACCAACAAGUCAACAAUUACAUACUGUUGUUUAUCUUAUAUCUGGUAUGGGUGAUAAUGAUGAUGAUGAUAAUAAUAAUAGCAAUGAUAAUAAUAAAAUAACAACACCAACAGAUAAAUUAAAAAGUGCAUUAUCAUCAAAAGAUGUAUUUAGAAAACAAUAUCUUGAACAUGCUGAACUUGCUAUGGGCACAUAUAAACAUGUUGGUAGAAUAAGAUCAGCAAGAUUUAUUGGACGUGAGUUAGCUAAAUUUUAUAGUGAUCUUGGUGAAAAUCAAAAAGCAAUUGCAUUUUUAUUAGAUGCACUUAAUACAUAUAAUGAUGAAAAUUGGAAAGAUUUAGCAGCACAAACAAGACUUGAAUUGGCUGAAUGUUAUAAAAGAAUGGAUGACAUUGAACGUUAUACUAAAAUAUGUAGUGCAAUUGCAAGUUCACAUGUAUUACAUAUUACAAUACGUAGUACAUAUUUUGAUGAAAUGAAAGCUUACAUUGAAAUGUUAUCAACAAAAUAUAUUCAACGUCCAUUAUUAACUGAACUUGAAAAUUCAUUUAUCAUACAAAAUUUAGAAGUUAAUAUAUCUGAUAAAAUUAUAACAAAUUGUAUUGUCAGUAUAAAUGUUACAAUAAUAUCAUUAUUACCUCAAAAUGUACAUUGUAAUAAAGCAUCAAUUGCAACUGAAUUAAUGCAAAAUAAAACACAACAAAAUAAACGUAAAACUGGUAUGAAAAAUAAUAGUAAUAAUAGUGAACAAAAAAUUAAAAUUGCAUCAAAAUGGAAUAAUAAUAUUAAUAAUAAACAAAUGAUUGAUUCAUCAAUAAUACAAAUACCAUUUUUUUCAUAUUUUGAUUAUAAAGAAGAUAAAAAAUUAUGUUCAGCUGGUGUUAUUGAUAAAAAUCAAAAAAAAAUUGUAACAAGAACAGAUAGUUCCAAGCAUAGAAAACAAUCAGUUGAUGAUAGUAUUGAUUUUAGUCAAGCAUUAGUAUCAGAUAGUUUUUUAAUAAAACCUGGUAUUAAUAAUUUUACUGUUACUAAAAAUAAUGAUAAACCUGGUUAUUAUAAAAUAAACCAAUUGUCAUUGAUUGUUAAUGAAAAAUUAGAAUUUAGAUCAGCUAUUAUUUGUCCAAAAUUAUGCUAUGAAAUAGCAAAAACUCAACCAACGCUAACAAUAAAUAGUAGAGAUUUAGUUGCUGGUUUACCACAAGAUGCUGAAUUAAUAAUAUCAACUGGUAGUAUUUAUAUUGAUGAUAAAACAAUAUUAAAAAUAACAACAUCAAGAGGUUUAACUAUCAAAUUAGAUGAUGAUAAUAAUAAAAGUUUUACAAAUGAAAUUGAUGUUGUAUUAUCAUCAUGUGAACCAUUUAAUAUUGUAAAAAAAAAUAUUAAAAUAUUUGCUGAAUUACCACCAAAAAAAGAUUCAACAUCAAUGGAACAUAAAUUAAUAAUUCAUACACCAUGGUCAAAUGAAGAAAUUAAUUUAUCAUUACAUUUUUGUACACCAUUAAUGUCAUCAAUGAAACUCCAUACAGUUAAAGAAAGAAAAUUUAUACAAAUUAUUGUUACUGGUUUAACAAUACAAUUAUUACAAUUAACAGAACCACAAUUAAAAACAACAAGUUCAGUUGAUGUUAGUUUUAAAAAUUUAAAUCCAAUUGCUGGACAAAAAUUAGUUAUUGGUAAUAAUAUUAAAGUAUCAUUUAUGUGGGAAAUGGAAUUAGGAAAAGAUGAAAAAUCAACAAUACCAUUAAAAGUUGAUUAUAAAAUUAAAUAUUUUCCAAUUGAUAAUACUGAAGAUAUUGAUGAAUUUAUUAUUGAUGAUGAUCCAUUGCAUAUUAGUAAAUUAAAAAAAAUUGAAAAAUCAAGUUAUACAUAUCGUUGUAAUUUUGAUAUUGUUGAUUAUGUUACAAUGUUUAUGGUGUCAUCUAAAAUUGAAGCAAUUGGAGUUGGAGGUGAAUUUUGUCGUGCUGGAAGCAUGUGCCAUUUAUAUUUAACUGUUAUUAAAGUUUUAUCAAAUACUAAUUAUAAUCCACCACCUCAAUUAAUGUAUGAAGUAUUGGCUGAUCAAUCAAUGUGGGCUGUUUCUGGUAAAAGUGCUGCUGUUGUAUCAUUAGAUACACAAGAUAAACAAAGUGUUGUACUUGAUGUUAUGCCUUUAACAAGUGGAUACUUGCCACUUCCAGUUGUUAGAUUAUCUAGGUAUAUUCCAGCAAUUGAAUAUAAAAAUGACUUUUCUCGAAAAAGUGAAGCUGGCAGUGGACCCAGACUAGAACCAUUUAGUCCAGGACAAGUUUAUAAUGCCAGUAAAUCUCAACAAGUUCAUGUUCUACCUGCUGUAUCAUCUGAAUCGAACAAUUAA
Aphidius gifuensis is the source of this 3727-nucleotide messenger RNA. RefSeq names its product trafficking protein particle complex subunit 10 (gene SIDL). The record is from RefSeq and is a predicted model, not a curated record. The coding region runs from base 119 to 3727 and encodes 1202 amino acids. Gene Ontology annotation, biological process: early endosome to Golgi transport; intra-Golgi vesicle-mediated transport. Gene Ontology annotation, molecular function: protein binding. Gene Ontology annotation, cellular component: TRAPPII protein complex. NCBI's taxonomy places the organism in Eukaryota, Metazoa, Arthropoda, Insecta, Hymenoptera, Braconidae. The transcript has 5 exons.